CAGCGCUUCAACUUAUUCGGUACGUCUCUAUGUCCUCCGCAAAGAUAGUUUUUCAGUGCUGCGUGUCUGCCAAACUCUUAGUUGAAGAGGGUGGUUCAGAGACAACCAUCAACAAAGGUCUUAUAGCUUAUGUCGCUUUUUUAAAAGAUUGUUCUGAUGAAGUUUUGCAUAAAAUUGCCGAGACAAUUUGUACAGUUCGCCUGAUAUCUGACAGUAACGACAAACUCCGAUCUGUGAUUGAUAGUCCUUGUGACUUGUUGAUUGUUCCUCAGUUCUGUCUGUCUGGGAAACUAAAAGGUAAAUGUUUUCAGUAUCACACUGCUGUCCCAAAGGUGGCUGCUGAGUCACUUUAUUCCCGAUUAGUUAAAUCCUGUGAUACAUUUUUAAGAAGCAGUGCUACAUGGUUAUCCAAGUCAUGCAAACUUUCUUAUGGAACAUUCGGAAUUCGCCAGAUCUUAAGUAUAGAGACUAAUGGUCCUUUCACUCAUGUUGUUGAGCUGUAACUUGUAUGCCGUUUAAAAUGACCUGAUUCCCUGAAUUUCUACUUUUUGUAUUAUUCUUUUUUUUCGUGACAGAAUUUGGUUUUUAAAAAUUUGUGUUAACGUAAUAUGAUUGAAAUAACUUGCAAUGACAGACUUGGUAAGAAAGUACGCAUUAAGUGUAACCCAACCGACAAAGUUGGUGAUCUAAAAAAACUGAUUGCUGCUCAAACCGGAACUAACUGGGAGCGGAUUGUACUUAAAAAAUGGUACACUAUUUUUAAAGAUCAUAUAACACUACAGGACUACGAAAUCAAUGAUGGAAUGAACUUAGAACUGUACUAUCAAUGACUUGUGCUCAGAAUUUGUUCAUUUUUGUAAAUUUUAAAUACAAAUUUUUCACUAUUUA
Molecule: messenger RNA, 888 nt
Organism: Schistosoma guineensis
Lineage: Eukaryota; Metazoa; Platyhelminthes; Trematoda; Strigeidida; Schistosomatidae
Source: the annotation of a GenBank genome assembly